Molecule: messenger RNA, 672 nt
Organism: Venustampulla echinocandica
Lineage: Eukaryota; Fungi; Ascomycota; Leotiomycetes; Helotiales; Pleuroascaceae
Exons: 2
Coding region: 1-672 (223 amino acids)
Cellular component (GO): membrane; intracellular membrane-bounded organelle
Molecular function (GO): heme binding
Source: RefSeq, a predicted model, not a curated record
AUGUCCCAGCUCAGCGAAACCAUCACACUUGAGCAACUGGCCGCCCACAAUACUCUGGAGUCCCUGUGGAUAGCGGUUCAUGCACAUGUGUACGAUCUCACGACCUUCAGCUCGGACCACCCAGGUGGUAUCGAGGCACUCGAGAGCUGUGCCGGGACCGAUGGAACAGAGCCGUACGAAUAUGCAGGCCACAGCGAGUCGAAUAUGGCAAAAAUGCAGCUAUACCGCGUCGGCAGGCUUGCCGGGAGCCUUGCACAGGCUUCUUCCAUUUCUCCCAAUCCCCUUCACGUGGAGAGUAAGCGCAUAAGGAGCGCCACAUCCCGCCUCAAGCAGUUGAGAUUCCCCUCCUGGACGAAGCUGGCAGUCACUAUAUCCGCCACUCCUCUCUUUGUGGCUCUGGCUCUGUCUUGCCAGCAAAGGGACAGUUUUGUUGAUUACAUUUCGCGGACACUGAAUACCUCCCAACUCCAAUUCGGAACUAUUUCGGAUCAGGGCACUGGACAUGCAUUUUGGGCGGGCAUAGCAAUCGCUUCGUCAGUAAGCUGCGUGGGAUUCAGCUAUCUAUACAAGCUCUUCUUGUCGACUCUCGAUUACCAAAACGACGUAUUCAGCUUGCCAGCUACGAUACCGAGAAAAACGAAAAAAAGAAGAACGGAUCACCUGACUAUCUAA